This is a messenger RNA of Onychostoma macrolepis, 2039 nucleotides long. It is a transcript of the gene dbx2, whose product is annotated as developing brain homeobox 2. The coding region runs from base 1 to 846 and encodes 281 amino acids. The transcript has 4 exons. The record is from RefSeq and is a predicted model, not a curated record. Lineage: Eukaryota; Metazoa; Chordata; Actinopteri; Cypriniformes; Cyprinidae. Gene Ontology annotation, molecular function: DNA binding; DNA-binding transcription factor activity, RNA polymerase II-specific. Gene Ontology annotation, biological process: regulation of transcription by RNA polymerase II.
AUGAAUGAAGGGGUUCCACCUUCCGUCCCACAGAAAGAGCCAGUCUUAUCAGAGCCAAUCACAGCGCGCCGCAUUGUCUUCUUUGUGCUUUUUAAUGAAGUUAACUCUCACACGAGAGGGAGAAACUCUUCUGAGCGCUCCAGACUGGAGGAUGAUGUCUUAAAACGGACGAGGAACCUGAACGACAUGGCUGGCUUUCCUCAUCCGGGAUUCGGGAAUUCUGGGAAGUGUUUUCUGAUCGAGAACCUGCUGAGUUCACCUGCGCCAGGUGUUCGUCCCAAGAGAUGCUUCCCGGCUCUGGUUUACGGGCCGCUGGGGCUGAUGGUGAAGGCCAGGUGUGUUUCUCAGGACGGGGAACGAGGUCAGACACCGUCAGUUAUCAUGGCCGGUGUUUCUCUGCCCCGCUGUUCUGGAUCUGGACCUGUGAUAUCGUCUGCUCCUCGGUUCCCUAAGGGCGUGGGGUCUGUGCUGUGGAGUCCAGCGCUGAGCUCCAGGUCUCGGCCGGGAAUCCUGCGGCGGGCCGUGUUUUCUGAGGAACAGAGACGAGAGCUGGAGAAAACCUUCCGCAAGCAGAAGUACAUCAGCAAGACGGACCGCAACCGACUGGCCACCGACCUCUGUCUGAAAGAGACGCAGGUGAAGAUCUGGUUCCAGAACCGCAGGAUGAAGUGGAGGAACUCCAGAGAGAAGGAGAGCACAAACACACGACCGCCAAUGGAGCGACUGAUGCUCUGGAGCCAAUCUGAACCGGCGGACAAAACACACACACCAGCGCAGACCAAACACACUCACACUCACACACACACACACUCACCGGUGCACAGCACAAACACUCAGACCAGAUGACACAUCCGAGGAGAGAACAGACUCUUGAUGCAAAGAUUUCUACGCAAAAACUGCAAACAUCUAGGAGUUUUACAGUUGUGAUUUACAAUGUCUUUAAAAGUGAUGGAAAAGUCAGAACUUUUGGCAAAACUUUACAAUACAUUUCCAUUUGUUAACAUGAACUAACAAGGAAAAAAACAACAACUUAUAAACCAUGCAUUAAUAGUAGUUAAUGUUAAUCUCAACAUUAUGAGAUAUUUCAUCACAAUUAUGACACAAAAAGUCAUAACUAUGAAAUUAAAAGUCUAAGUUAUGAGAUACGAAGCUAUAAUUGUGACAUAAAAAGUAAAAAUAUGAGAUAGUAAGUCAUAAUUAUGAAAUUAAAAGUCUAAAUGAUGAGAAGCCGAAUCAUAGUUAUGACAAAAGUCAAAAAUAUGAGACACUAAAUCACAAUUAUAAGAUAAAAAGCUGAAGUUCACAGUUAUGAAAUUAAAAAGUCAGAAUUAUGAGAUACGACGUUGUAAUUAUGAGAUCAAUAAUAAAUAAAUACUAAAUAAUAAAUAAACAAAAUUAUAACAUGAAAAGUAAAAAGUAGAUACUAAGUCAUAAUUAUGAAUUAAAAAGACAAAAUUAUGAGACAAAAGGCUUAAAUUAUGAGAUACUAAAUCAUAAUUACUAACAAUAAAUGAACAGUUGUAUUUUAUUAACUAAAAUGGACAAAUAUAUUGUAACAAAUGUAUUGCUCUUUAGUAGUUAAUGUACAUUAAUUAAUGUUAACUAAUGGGACCGUAUUGUAAAGUGUUACCAAAAUUCCUAUACUGAAUAUUUUAUGCAUAUUUUCAAGUUGUUCUCUCAAACAUUUCAUUGGCUAGAAAUUGCUCUUUGUGAGUGUGAGCUCUAUCAAAUUUGUAAAAAUAUUUCCACUGAACAAGUUAUGAAGUUUCACUGGUGCAAAAGUGUUGUAAUAUAUUCCUCAAUAUGAUGAAUGUGAAUAAUGCUACAGCUCUUUAUCUUUGCAAAUGCAUGUGUAAUUAGGUGAUUUUAAUUCUCCUUACUACUGCAAUUAUGGUCAUUAAGCUCUUUAUAAGAUGCACAACUAAUUGCCAUAACAAGCUCAUUUACAUGUGCUUUCAUUUUUAAUCUUGCAUAAAGUGUACAUUGUAAAUUCUGAAUUACGUUUAGAUGAGAAUCAUUACUUUUGAAAUAAAAUUAGA